Molecule: messenger RNA, 237 nt
Organism: Debaryomyces tyrocola
Lineage: Eukaryota; Fungi; Ascomycota; Pichiomycetes; Serinales; Debaryomycetaceae
Source: the annotation of a GenBank genome assembly
AUGGCUCCGUCAAAAGUAAACAAAACCACGAUUCCAGUUUCUGUGUGGGCUUGUAGCGGCUCCACCCAAUUGCAGGGUAUAGUAAUGGAACUCGAUACACCGCUUGAGGAUCUCGCAACUCGAUUAUCUCCCCAUUCGGCAGGUUGCGACAGAGUUAUCAGCCACAAUCCCGUAGGUUUGAGAGUGAAUUUGAUGGGUACACGCCCAGUUGAUUCAUCUUCUAAAGAGAAUUACUGA